CGUUCGGCGGGGCCCAGUAGUCUCUAGUCAUCAAUUCCUCCGCGUUACCACGAUUGGAUCAAGAAGUGACGUCACACACAUUUUCUCUUUGUCGCCAUUCGUCAAGAUGAGGACGGAGGUGCUUUGUCUUCUCAUCUGCAUCGGAGCCGUCACAGCUCUGACGAGGAAGCAAGAGGCUGCCGAGCAGAGUCGUCGAAAGGUCGCUUCGGCAACAACGCCCAGGAAACCAGAACCGGAGGAAGAGUACGAGGAUGACGAGCUUCUGGAUCAGUGUCCGGAACCCAACGGAUACUUUCCGGAUGCGGAGCAAUGCGACAAAUAUUACGAUUGCCGGGACGGAAAAAUAACGGAUAAAUUGUGCCCGGACGGUCUCGUCUUCAACGAUUUUAGUCCGCAACACGAGAAGUGCGAUCUGCCGUUCGGCAUCGAUUGCUCGAAGAGACCCAAACUACAAAAACCGCAACCGUCGCCACACUGCCCGCGCAUGCACGGCUACUUCGCCCACGAGGAUCCCAGGAAUUGCGACACUUUCUACUAUUGCGUCGAGGGCAAGUUCAACAUGAUCACAUGCCCGGACGGUCUGGUCUUUUCCGAGAAGACUGGAAUCUGCAACUGGCCGGACGAGGCGCAGAAGAAAGGCUGCGGUUCGCGUGAGCUUUUUAACUUCACCUGUCCGAAGGUUGACGAUUCCGUGGCCGCGACUCAUCCGCGCUAUCCCGACACCGAGGACUGUCAGUACUUCUACGUGUGCGUCAACGGCGAGGUGCCGAGGCGAAGCGGAUGCAAACUCGGCCAGGCGUUCGAUGAGCGCACCGGCAAGUGCGACUGGGCCAGGAAGAUACCCGAGUGCAAAGACUGGUACAAAGGUCAGCUGACUGACGAAGAACUGGACGCUUUGGAGCAUCCGACACCCAAGCCCAAAUCUACCGGUGGACCCAGCAGAAGGAAAAGCAGCAGGCCGACUGCGGCAGCAGGAUCGACUCUAAAUUAGGCGUAUAGAAGAUCUCUAAGCGCUUUCGUUUUUAAACCAUCCUUGUAGAAUAAAUAUUAUAUUUACCACAAACAACACAA
Pseudomyrmex gracilis is the source of this 1071-nucleotide messenger RNA. RefSeq names its product probable chitinase 3 (gene Cpap3-b). Bases 107 to 991 code for a protein of 294 amino acids. Gene Ontology annotation, cellular component: extracellular region. The record is from RefSeq and is a predicted model, not a curated record. The transcript is spliced from 4 exons. Lineage: Eukaryota; Metazoa; Arthropoda; Insecta; Hymenoptera; Formicidae. Gene Ontology annotation, molecular function: chitin binding.